Polyodon spathula (Mississippi paddlefish) is the source of this 1621-nucleotide messenger RNA. It is a transcript of the gene rsph4a, whose product is annotated as radial spoke head component 4A. The record is from RefSeq and is a predicted model, not a curated record. Gene Ontology annotation, cellular component: axoneme; radial spoke. The annotation marks the transcript as partial. Gene Ontology annotation, biological process: cilium assembly; cilium movement involved in cell motility; axoneme assembly. The transcript is spliced from 6 exons. Lineage: Eukaryota; Metazoa; Chordata; Actinopteri; Acipenseriformes; Polyodontidae.
GUAACCAGGGAAACCGCAUUGCAGACAGAGUAGGACUGAAAAGCGGUUUGGGGACUAGCAGAGGACAAAGUUAAACUGUAGCACGAUUCUGAAAUACUGUUGCGACUUACAGAAAAAAACAAAAACAACAAAUGGAAGAACCCGAGGAAACCGCGACGCUGAAUAACCAGAGGGAUCUGGCAACGAGUAACGCCAAAGCAUACCUCCUGAAGAACAGUACGAAAUCCAACACCAAUCUCUAUGAUCACCUGGCUCGGGUUCUGAACAAGGUCCUGGAUGAGCGUCCAGAGAAUGUGGUGGACAUGUUUGAGGACCUCAGCAGGGACAUCAAGAGGUCUCAGUUCUCCAAGAAGAUGGACACCCUUCGCGACGAGCCUGAGAGCUCCGCGGCCUUCGAUCUCGCUGAGAUUCAGAAGGUGCUGUUCAGCAAAGGGGGAGCCGAGGGAUCAGAGGGGCAGGAGGAAGAGCUGGUAGAGACCCCGCUCCCCAACGUAAUGGAGCUGGCGUUCUACUUUGAGCAGGCUGGGGUAGGUCUCAGUCGGGAGGAGAUGUACUGCAUCUCCCUGGCUCUCAAACAACUGGUAGACAGCCAGCCCUUGCAGAAAUGUCGCUUCUGGGGGAAGAUCCUGGGCACGCAGGGCAACUACAUAGUGGCGGAAGUGCAAUACCGAGAAGGGGAGGAGGAAGAGGAGGAGGGGAGCGAGGAAGAUGUUGAGGCAGAGAAAGAUUAUGGAAGGGACGAUGAUGAGGACAAAGAAAGGCAAGAGGAGUUAGACCCGCUCCCGAAAUCCAACUACAAACCGCCCCCUGUCGUCCCCAAAGAGGACAACCACACCGGGGUGAACAAGUUUACCUACUUUGUCUGCAGUGAGCCUGGGAAGCCGUGGAUCAAGCUGCCGCAGCUGACGCCAGCGCACAUCGUAGCCGCCAGGGAAAUCAAGAAGUUCUUCACAGGCCACCUGGACACCCCAAUUGUCAGCUACCCACCUUUCCCCGGAAACGAGGCCGCCUACCUGCGGGCGCAGAUCGCCCGGAUCUCAGCGGGCACACACAUCAGUCCGCUGGGGUUCUACCAGUUCGGAGAGGAGGAAGGCGAGGAGGAGGAGGAGGCUGUGAGGGACAGCUUUGAGGAGAAUCCCGAUUUUGAGGGGACCCCCGUUGGUGAGCUGGUGGAUAACUCAACCUGGGCACACCACGUGCAGCACAUCCUACCACAGGGCCGCUGUGUCUGGGUGAAUCUAGCCCAGAAGAAAGAACAUGAUUUUGAAGAGGGGGAAGAGGAAGAGGAGAAGGAGGAAGAACCAGAUGAGCCUGAGCCUGAGGUGGGACCACCCCUCCUGACCCCCGUGUCUGAGGACGCAGAAAUCAACAAUACGCCUCCAUGGACAGGAAGGCUCUCUUCUAAUCUCAUUCCGCAGUAUGCAGUUGCUGUUAUGAAGUCAAACCUCUGGCCAGGAGCUUAUGCUUUUGCAACUGGAAAAAAGUUUGAGAACAUCUACCUGGGAUGGGGCCACAAGUACAGCGCUGAGAACUACAGCCCCCCUGCACCUGCGCUGCUGCAGCAGGAGUACCCGAGCGGCCCCGAGAUCACGGAGGUGGACGACCCCUCUGUGGAGGAGGA